This is a messenger RNA of Cavia porcellus (domestic guinea pig), 1161 nucleotides long. RefSeq names its product high affinity immunoglobulin gamma Fc receptor I-like. Gene Ontology annotation, biological process: cell surface receptor signaling pathway. Gene Ontology annotation, molecular function: transmembrane signaling receptor activity. Bases 1 to 1161 code for a protein of 386 amino acids. The transcript is spliced from 7 exons. NCBI's taxonomy places the organism in Eukaryota, Metazoa, Chordata, Mammalia, Rodentia, Caviidae. The record is from RefSeq and is a predicted model, not a curated record. Gene Ontology annotation, cellular component: plasma membrane.
AUGUGGCUUUUGCCAGCUCUUCUCCUUUGGAUUCCAGUUGGUGGGCAAGUGGACUUCACAAAGGCAGUGAUCAUCUUGCAGCCUCCAUAUAUCAAUAUGUUCCGAGAAGAAAAUGUAGCCCUGAGAUGUGAGGGACCCCAGUUCCCUGGGCACAGCUCCGUGCAGUGGCUCCUCAAUGGAACAACCAUUCAGAUCUCAACUGCCAGACACAAUAUCACUGCGGCAAGUUUCAGUGACAGUGGUGAAUACACGUGCCAGACAGGGCUCUCAGCACCAAGUGAUCCUGUGCAACUGGAAAUCCACGCAGGUGAUUGGCUGCUGCUUCAGCCUUCCAAGAGAGUCCUCACUGAAGGAAAACCUUUGCCCUCGAGGUGUCAUGGAUGGAAGAAUAAGCUGGUAUACAAUGUGGUUUUCUAUCAAAAGGGAAAGCCUGUUAAUUAUUAUCCAGAUUCUGCACUCACUAUUCUGAAAGCCAACGUGAAUCACAGUGGUGUCUAUCACUGCUCAGGCAAAGGAAGAUCACCUGCCCCCUUCACAUUGACAGGAGUACCUGUGAUGGUGAAAGAUAAGUUGUUUCCAGCUCCAGUGCUAACCUCAUCCUUCGGUAGAGGAUCCCCACCUCGGCAGAGGAAACUCAAGCUGAGCUGUGAGACAAAGUUGCUCCCACAGAGUUCUGGCGUGCAGCUUUACUUCUCCUUCCACAUGGGCAACAUGACGCUGAGUUCCAGGAAUACAUCCUCUGAGUACCACAAUCUAACUGCUAGAACAAAUGGUUCUGGGUCCUACUGGUGUGAGGCAGCCACAGAAGAUGGAAAUGUCCUUAAGCGCAGCCCUGUGUCAGAGGUUGAAGUGCCUGGAAGUGAUCUUGUAGACAGCACAGAAGAACCUGCCCGAGUGUCUGUUAAGAGAGGUAGUGAAAUGGGGCACGGGCCAGGUGCAAGCCCGGCAGGGCGGCCCCCCUCGGAGGUGAGGACUCCAGACCACUGCCACAGAGCUUCCAGGAACCAGCUCCUCGGCCUGUUGCGAGGGACCCAAGCAAAGGCAGCCAGAGGAAGCGGCGGGACAGAAACCAAGUGCAGUGGAGAUGGCUCCCUGCUGGCCGCCUCCUAUAGCUCCUUGUGGACCCUGAGUGAGCAGAGCAGGUCAGCUGCCCUCAAGUGA